Messenger RNA from Drosophila mauritiana, 694 nucleotides. RefSeq names its product ladderlectin. The record is from RefSeq and is a predicted model, not a curated record. The transcript is spliced from 2 exons. Bases 1 to 573 code for a protein of 190 amino acids. Lineage: Eukaryota; Metazoa; Arthropoda; Insecta; Diptera; Drosophilidae.
AUGAUGUCUACCAAGUUAGUUUGCUUUGCACUGGCCAGUUUGGCCUUGGGUCAAUAUUACCUAGUGGCCAGCGAGGAAACCGUUGCUGUUUGUCCAACCGACUUCACCCAGGUGGCGGGCAAAUGCCUCCUUUUCGAUAAUAGAUGGAAGAACUUCUACGAGUCUGAUCGUCACUGUCAAUCCCUUAACGCCGGACUUCUGAGCUUUACCAAUAAAAUACAGCUCACUGCCAUCAACGAAUGGCUGGCAACUGUUGUACCCCGAAACCCGGAUGUCUGGACAUCCGGAAAUAAGCUGGGCGGAACUUCCGAUUACUACUGGCAGAGCACUGGGAGGAAGGCAAUCUACCUUCCCUGGCAGGCUGGUCAACCCACUCCCAUCACCGGUGAUUGCCUCACACUGUUGGCCAACGUCACCAUGACUGCCGAAGGAACCACAAUGAGCGAGCAUCGCUUGUCCGUGGCGGACUGCACCAAAUGGGUACCCCACGUCUGCGAGGCCCCACUGCAAAUCUUCAAGACCCAGCUUUGCCUUAACACUACUGCUUUCUUCGAGGCCAAGGUGCCCGCUUAGGUCAAUCGAAGGGGCUCCUCCUAAUUGGCCAUGGUUGUUUGUUUUCCUAUAUGAUCAAUCGUUUUUAUAUGAAUACAAACAUUUAUGGUUUUAAAUAAAAAUUUAAAAAUUUGCAAAUUAA